AUGGCUUCGGCACGCGGUCCACGAUGGCAGCAAUUCUUGCAAGAGUUGGUGAUGGUUGCCGGCACAUCGGCCUCUGCAUAUUUCCUCAUCCGCUAUCUCCUUUCCCGCCUUGAUUUCGAUCCCGAGAGCCAGAAGAAAGAGGAGCAAAAACGCAAGUCCGCCGCUAUUCUACGGAAACUGGACGGGGGAGAUGAAUCGGAUGAAGAUUCCCCACGAGGAGAAGGUAAUCGAGGGCGCCGGCCAAAGCGCGGAGACCUCGUUCUCAACCAGUACGAGCAAGCGAUUGCGAUGGAUGUCGUUGCUCCAGAUGACAUUCCCGUUUCUUUUGAGGAUAUCGGCGGCCUGAGUGAGAUCAUCGAAGAGUUGAAAGAAUCCGUCAUUUAUCCCUUGACCAUGCCUCACCUUUACACCUCCACAUCUUCGCUCCUUACGGCUCCAUCGGGAGUUCUAUUAUAUGGCCCACCUGGGUGCGGGAAGACCAUGCUGGCGAAGGCUCUCGCCCAUGAGAGUGGGGCGUGCUUUAUCAAUCUGCAUAUCUCCACUUUGACCGAGAAAUGGUACGGUGAUUCGAAUAAGCUUGUCAAUGCGGUCUUCUCGCUGGCCAGGAAGCUGCAACCCUCCAUCGUCUUUAUUGACGAAAUCGACGCUGUGCUAGGGACCAGGCGCAGUGGGGAGCAUGAGGCGAGUGGGAUGGUAAAAGCCGAGUUCAUGACCCACUGGGACGGUCUCACAUCUGCCAAUUCCAUGGGCGAACCCCAGCGUGUCGUCGUGCUGGGUGCAACCAACCGUAUCCAGGAUAUCGACGAGGCAAUUCUUAGACGGAUGCCGAAGAAAUUCCCCGUUGUUCUCCCUCCGGCCGCGCAGCGACUCCGAAUUCUUAGUCUUAUUCUUAAGGACACCAAGGUGGACCGCGAAAAUUUUGACCUUCACUAUCUCGUCAAAGCCAUGGCGGGUAUGUCCGGCAGUGACAUCAAAGAAGCCUGCCGCGACGCAGCUAUGGUCCCAGUCCGGGAGUUGAUCCGACAGAAAAAGGCCGACGGUCUCCAAAUGACAUCAGUCGAUCCCAGCGAAGUACGGGGCCUUCGCACGGAAGAUUUCUUUACCCGUGCUGGAGGCGUUCGGGUUAUCCCACUACCGGCUCAAAUACAGGCGCGGUCCAGCAAAGCUAGUUCAGAGAAGGAGUGGACUUCAGAGUCAGAGGCUGCUUCCGACGGGGACACACGACCCGCGGUGAUGGUGGAACCACCCGAGUGA
Aspergillus tanneri is the source of this 1254-nucleotide messenger RNA. Its product is annotated as protein-degrading AAA family ATPase MSP1. The transcript is spliced from 2 exons. Gene Ontology annotation, molecular function: ATP hydrolysis activity; ATP binding. Lineage: Eukaryota; Fungi; Ascomycota; Eurotiomycetes; Eurotiales; Aspergillaceae. Gene Ontology annotation, cellular component: mitochondrial outer membrane. The record is from RefSeq and is a predicted model, not a curated record. The coding region runs from base 1 to 1254 and encodes 417 amino acids.